Molecule: messenger RNA, 2196 nt
Organism: Cryptomeria japonica (Japanese cedar)
Lineage: Eukaryota; Viridiplantae; Streptophyta; Pinopsida; Cupressales; Cupressaceae
Product: sesquiterpene synthase Cad-like
Exons: 10
Coding region: 91-1926 (611 amino acids)
Biological process (GO): diterpenoid biosynthetic process
Molecular function (GO): terpene synthase activity; magnesium ion binding
Source: RefSeq, a predicted model, not a curated record
ACAUUCUUCCCAUUCCUUCUUUUCUGCACUCACAUUCUUCCCAUUCCUUCUUUUUCUGCCCUUGUACUCUCUAUUAUUCACAAACAAAGAAUGGCUGCAGUAGCAACUUGUCAAAUUUCAGAGAAUGAGAAAUUGGUGGAUCGAAGUUGUCAAAUUUCAGAGAAUGAUGGGCAAUCGGUGGAUCGAAGGAUGGGCAAAUAUCAUGCCAAUGUUUGGCACGACGAUUUCCUCCAAUCCCUUUCAUCGCCAUAUGGGGAAGCUUCAUACCGUGAGAGGGUGGAGAGCUUGAUUGAGCAGAUCAAGGAAAACGCAUUCAAUCCUCUGCUUGGAGACGGAGAAAUAUGUCCCUCCUCUUCUGACCUGCUUCAGAGAUUCUUCAUAGUUGACGCUGUGCAACGAUUAGGAAUUCAUCGAUAUUUUGAAAAGGAAAUCAAAGUGCUCCUUGACUAUACUUACAAGUAUUGGAAUGUAAAUGGUAUUUCAUGGGGGACUCAAAAUUCCACUGCAGAUCUCCGCUCUACCGCUUUGGGAUUUCGAAUUCUUCGCCUCAAUGGAUAUCAUGUAUCUCCAGAGGUAUUUAGAAAUUUUCAAGAUGAAAAUGGACAGUUCGUUUUGACGCGACCGGUUGAAGAAGGCGGCAAUGAAUUAAGAAGUGUGUUGAGUUUAUAUCAAGCUGCAGAGAUUUGUUUUCCAGGAGAAACAAUUCUGAGAGAAGCUAAAUCAUUUGCCUCUCGAUACCUUCAACAAACUCUUGGACAGAGCCACGAGAAAAGCCAGCUUUUGACAGAGGUUGAUUACUUUCUGAAAUUUUCUUGGAGAUCCAGAAAUCCACGAUGGGAAGCAUGGAGCUCCAUACAAAUAUUUAGACAAGAUGUUGAUUCUUGGAUGUCAAUGGAGGGCGUUUAUAAGAUUCCAAAUGAGAUUUGUCAAACUAUUUUGGAAGCGGCAAUAUUAGAUUUCAACAUAAUACAAGCUCAACAUCAGAUUGAGCUCAAAAUUAUAUCCAAAUGGUGGACUGAAGCAAGUGUAAACAAGCUUAAUUUCUUUCGACACCGACAUGUGGAGUAUUAUCUUGCAUAUGCCUGUGGAUUGUAUGAACAUGAAUUCUCUCUAACUCGAGUUGGAUAUGCUAAGCUCGGUACCAUAAUUACAGUCAUUGAUGACAUUUUUGACACUUAUGGAACCUAUGAUGAGCUUAUACAUUUUAAGGAAGCCGUGAUCAAUUGGGAUAUGUCUAUGAUGGAUCGCUUUCCCAAAUUUAUGCAAAUCUGUUUGCAAUUUACUCAUGAAACAUACAUGGAAUUAGCUGAUGAAGCAGAGAAAAUACAUGGUCCACGUGCACGCAAGUGGAUGCAAGAAUAUUGGACAAAUCUUAUUUUGGCAGAAUUCAAAGAUGUAGAAUGGAUUGCUACUGAUUAUCGCCCUACUCUGGAUGAAUAUUUAAAGAAUGCCCUGGACUCUUCAACUGUACCUGUGGUCACACUAUUUCCAAUGCUGUUAAUUAACACGUCUCUUCCUGAUGAUAUUCUAGAAAGAAUCAAAAAAAUUGAGCUUGAUGUAAUGUUGGGUUGUAGAUUAAUCGACGAUUGCAAAGAUUUUCAGGAACAACUUGAAAAUGGAGAGAAUGCUUCUUGGCUAGAUUGUUACAUAAGAGAUAACCCUGGGACCACGAUGGAGCAAGCUUUGGAGCAUGCAAGCAUUCUCACCGAGUUACACAUGGAAGAGUUAACCAAAGAUUUUUUAUUUUAUGAGAAAGAUAUACCAACAUGCUGCAAAAAGGUGUAUUUUGAUUGUAUGUAUAGAUGGGUGGCUUUCUUAUGGAGGGACAUUGAUGGGUUUUCAACAUCAUUCAAGGGUACAAAGGAUGACAUAAUGAAACUCUUGAUCAAUCCUAUACCUUUGAUCUCUGAUAAAAGAAAUAUGUAAAAAUCAAAAUAAGGUUGACUCUAUGCAUUGUUCUUUUCGAGAUCCCAAGUAAAAAGACAAAUAGAAAUGUUCUUAGGGCCCACAGUAACCCUAGAGGAUCCUCAAUUAUAUAACAAGAAAUUAUUUUAGCAUAUUUUUUGAUGUAGCAUAUAUAUAGAUGCUUAUUUUUGCAUCUAUAAACGUACAAAAUACAAAAUUGCAGACAUGAUAAUGUGCAGUUACCCACCUUAUUUCAAAUGACUAGAAUCUGUUAUUUUGUAAAUUGAUGAA